Molecule: messenger RNA, 771 nt
Organism: Phacochoerus africanus (Common warthog)
Lineage: Eukaryota; Metazoa; Chordata; Mammalia; Artiodactyla; Suidae
Gene: MYMK
Product: myomaker, myoblast fusion factor
Exons: 5
Coding region: 92-757 (221 amino acids)
Cellular component (GO): plasma membrane
Source: RefSeq, a predicted model, not a curated record
GGAGCCCCCGCUGGCAGGAGCGACCCUUCUCCCUGCCUUCUCCCUGCCCUGGGGACCCGGGAGGCCCGCACCCUCCCUUCCUCCCCAGCCCAUGGGGACCGUCAUGGCCAAACUGCUGCUGCCCACGCUGAGCAGCCUGGCCUUCCUCCCCACGGUCAGCGUCGCUGCCAAGCGGCGGUUCCACAUGGAGGCCAUGGUCUAUCUCUUCACCACGUUCUUCGUGGCGUUUUACCACGCCUGCCACGGGCCGGGCCUGGCCAUGAUCUGCUUUCUGCGCCUUGACAUCCUGGAGUAUUUCAGCGUCUACGGAACCGCCCUGAGCAUGUGGGUCUCGCUGAUGGCGCUGGCUGACUUCGACGAGCCCAAGAGGUCGACUUUCGUGAUGUUUGGCGUCCUGACCAUCGCCGUGCGGAUCUACCACGACCGCUGGGGCUACGGGGUGUACUCGGGCCCCAUCGGCACGGCCGCCCUCAUCAUCGCGGCCAAGUGGCUGCAGCAGAUGAAGGACCAACGGCGACUGUAUCCAGACAAGAGCGUGUACACACAGCAGAUAGGCCCCGGCCUCUGCUUCGGGGCGCUGGCCCUCAUGCUGCGCUUUUUCUUCGAGGAGUGGGAUUAUACCUACGUCCACAGCUUCUACCACUGCGCCCUGGCCAUGUCCUUCGUCCUGCUGCUGCCCAAGGCCAACAAGAAGGCUGGAAGCGCAGGGCCGCCCGCCAAGCUGGACUGCUCCACCCUCUGCUGUGCUUGUAUCUGACCGCGUGGCCCAAA